Molecule: messenger RNA, 828 nt
Organism: Rotaria socialis
Lineage: Eukaryota; Metazoa; Rotifera; Eurotatoria; Philodinida; Philodinidae
Source: the annotation of a GenBank genome assembly
AUGGGCUGUAAACAAACCACGACAAAAACUCCGCCUGUUGUUAUCGCAACUUCACCAACUACGCCGAAUUAUGUGAAAAGUGCAUUAAAAAAAUCUCACGUGAAAGGAGGAGGAAAAACUGAAAAGCUUUCUCAUUUAAAACAAAAAGUAUCAACAUCACAUAAAUCAGUUAAUUUUGAUGAAAAAGUUCAAGUUAAAUCACGUACUCCUACACCAAAAGAAAGACGAUAUGACAGAGCACCAUCAACGAAAAACUUACGAAGACAAAUAUAUACUGAUGAUAAAGACGUCGAUGAUCAUGAUAUCGACGAUGACGUUAGAUCAGUUUCAUCGCAAGAAGAUAUUAUUAUUAAUGAAUCAAUCAAGAAAUCUAAACCUGUUUCUUCUCAAGCUUCGUUACGAAAUCAAUCAAAUGCGUUUUGGCAUAAAAAUAAUGCUAUAGGCACUAUACCUACAGCGAAUACUAUUAAAGAGAAAAAUCAACCUUCAUCAACUGCAAUACCACAAUUACCUCUUAGCAUGACAACAGACUCUGCAGAAGAUCCAAAUCUACCCAUAGGCAAUCGUUUCAGAGUACGACGUAAAGUUCAAUAUCCCGUGAUACCACAAGCUUCAAGCCCAGUUGUUUCUAUUCAAUCGCCGCCGGCUUCGUCUUCUCCGUCGAAUUUGCACACAACAUCUCAACCAGUACAAAGACCGUUACCCAGUACGAAUGCUAUACUUAUUGAACAUCAUGCAUCAUUUUCUAAUGGUGGAUCUACACCAAAAACUGGUUAUUAUGCUUUUGCUCGACAGCCGACUGGUAAAACAAAUCCGGCAGAAAAAUAA